UGCCAUCAUGCAAGAUUCUUUAAUUUCCGAUCAUUCAGGGUCUAACACUUUUUUUAUUUUUAAAUCACUAAUAUCAGCGUUCACACCACACCGCUUUUGUUUAUUUUUCUUUUCUCUCUCUGCAAUUUUUUCCACCGUUGAGCGAGAAAGCAAAAUCUGUGGAAGGAAAAACAAGAGAGGAUUGUUACAUCAACAGCUUGCCCGAACACCAUAGUUUAUUUUUGUUCACAAAUCAAUAUAUGAUAUAUCUGGUCUUUGGUUUGGCAAUAACAGCAGAGAGAGAACACAAUUUAGUAUAAGGCUGAGAUGAGGAAGUGUGAUCUCUGUAACAGUCCGGCAAAGUUGUCGUGUGAAUCGGAUCAAGCCAGCCUCUGUUGGGAAUGCGAUGCCAAGGUUCACAGUGCAAACUUCCUCGUCACCAAACAUCCCAGGAUUCUUCUCUGCCAUAUUUGUCAGUCGCUCACGGCUUGGCACGGAACUGGACCCAAGUUUGUACCCACCGUCUCCGUUUGCAACACUUGUGUUAACAACAACAGCGAGAGCCGCAGCCGACUGAAUCACGAUGAAGAUGAUGAUGACCAUAAUGAUGAUGACGAUGAUGAUGAUGAGAUGGAUGACCAUGUAGAGAACGAUGAGGGUGGAGCGGAAGAAGAUGAUGAAGAAAAUCAAGUGGUUCCAUGGACAUCUACACCACCACCCCCAGCUUCCACUUCUUCAAAUAGUGCUGCAACUAGUUCUACCAGGUCCUCUAACGUUGAAGAGGGGAUCUCGGAUUAAUGCUUCGGAUUUAUGCUUCCGACAUCUUCAUGUACAAAACUUAGUUACAGUUGUUAAGUGUUGUUUAUGCUCUUUUUGGAUCAGAAUUAGAGUUUCUAUAUAAAAUUCAAUGUAACUUUUAUAAUAUCAAUUAAUAAGA
This is a messenger RNA of Vigna radiata var. radiata (mung bean), 916 nucleotides long. Its product is annotated as zinc finger protein CONSTANS-LIKE 4. Gene Ontology annotation, molecular function: zinc ion binding. The transcript has a single exon. The record is from RefSeq and is a predicted model, not a curated record. Lineage: Eukaryota; Viridiplantae; Streptophyta; Magnoliopsida; Fabales; Fabaceae. Bases 307 to 777 code for a protein of 156 amino acids.